AUGAAAGCCGUGAGCCCCGUCCGGCACCCCAGUCGCAAGGCGCAGCCCGGCGUGGCGGGCGGCGGCGGGGGACACCCGGCCCUGCGGUGCUUGGCCGAGCACAGCGGCUGCAAGGGGGGUCCGCCGUCGGGCGAGGAGCCGGCGGCGCUUUGCCUGCAGUGCGAUAUGAAUGACUGUUACAGCCGGCUGAGGAAGCUGGUGCCCACCAUCCCUCCCAACAAGAGGGUCAGCAAAGUGGAGAUCCUGCAGCACGUCAUCGACUAUAUCCUCGACUUGCAGCUGGCUCUGGAGACGCACCCAGCGCUGCUCCGGCAGCAGCCGCCGCCGCCAGCUCUGCACCCAGGCAGCUGUCCCGCGGGCACCCCCAGGACCCCGCUGACUGCCCUUAACGCUGACCCGGCAGGCUCUGUUAACAAGCCGGGGGACAGCAUCCUCUGCCGCUGA
Cinclus cinclus is the source of this 444-nucleotide messenger RNA. It is a transcript of the gene ID4, whose product is annotated as inhibitor of DNA binding 4. Lineage: Eukaryota; Metazoa; Chordata; Aves; Passeriformes; Cinclidae. The record is from RefSeq and is a predicted model, not a curated record. Bases 1 to 444 code for a protein of 147 amino acids. The transcript is spliced from 2 exons. Gene Ontology annotation, molecular function: transcription regulator activity; protein dimerization activity. Gene Ontology annotation, cellular component: cytoplasm; nucleus. Gene Ontology annotation, biological process: cell differentiation; negative regulation of transcription by RNA polymerase II; circadian regulation of gene expression.